Molecule: messenger RNA, 603 nt
Organism: Rotaria sp. Silwood2
Lineage: Eukaryota; Metazoa; Rotifera; Eurotatoria; Philodinida; Philodinidae
Source: the annotation of a GenBank genome assembly
AUGAACGAUCAUAAUCGAAAACCAUACUGGCUCGGACGUCGCCCUGGUGAACAAGGUUCGCGUCCUCUGUCGAGUAACCAGGACAGAAUCGAAAAAUCGGAUACUGGAAAGACAGGAACACCAGCAGCAGUAACGUCAAAAGUCAAAAUUGGUAAACAACGAUGGAAGAUAAUGAAAGAUACACUUACAGUGGGUACCUGGAAUAUUCAAACGUUAUGGGCAACAGGAAAACUAGAACUACUAAGAAAUGAAAUGAAGCGUUUCAGAUUCGAUGUAAUCGGCAUUUCUGAAGUACGUUGGACAGGAAAACGAGAAACAUCAUGUGGUGACUUCAUCUGGCCAGGAGAAGAGACUACACACAACAGAGGUGUAGGAAUGCUAAUAAGUGCAACGGCAAAACAGACACUAAUAGGAUACAAUCCGAUUAGUUCACGAGUAAUCACGGCUAGAUUCAAUACAAUACCAUUCAAGCUCACAGUAAUACACGUGUAUACGCCAACAUUAGCAUCAUCAGACGAUGAAAUCGAAAUAUUCUACGAUAGCAUUGAACAUGCACUAACACAAACGCCUAAAAACGAUAUAGUAAUCGUAACUGGUGAUUGA